This is a messenger RNA of Coffea arabica (coffee), 4492 nucleotides long. Its product is annotated as putative late blight resistance protein homolog R1B-16. Gene Ontology annotation, molecular function: ADP binding. Gene Ontology annotation, biological process: defense response to other organism. The record is from RefSeq and is a predicted model, not a curated record. Lineage: Eukaryota; Viridiplantae; Streptophyta; Magnoliopsida; Gentianales; Rubiaceae.
AAUUUCAUCGCUUCUGCAGUUCUGCUGCACCAUAUCUUCUCUGAACAAGAUAGCGUCUUCCAAUAUUUACACCAAAAAAGUUUAAAAAAAAGUUCCAGCCUAUUGUUUGUUUGCUAUUGUUAGAUGAGAAAAGUGUAGAUCCUGAACUAAUUUUAUUCAGUUGUUAAACCAGAUAGAAAUCCGAUAUCAGAGUGAAAAGAAGAUACCGGAAUGCAGGUCCCCGACUUACCCAUGAAGAAAAGAAAAAUAAUGGACAUCCCCUCCAGCAGUAACACUAGUUCCUCUGAUUUUGCUUUAUACGACUAUCUGCAAUCGCAUUGUAUCUCCUCCAGCACUAGUGCUAGUUGCUUUGAUCUCGCUUUAGAUUGUCUUGCCAGGGUGUUUCCAGGGUGUUUUGCUUUCAGGGAAGUCGAGUACCUGAAGAAUAAGGUAAGAUUAUUGAAAACCUUUUUUCUGUAUGUCAAAAUGUGUAGGAGGAGGAGGAACCAUGAAGCGCUUUUGGAGCAUGAUCAGGAGCACAAAGAUAAUACUAUAUCUUGCUUCAGAAUUCAAGAUGUGGUUAUCAGGAUGGUUCAUGAUCUUCAGUCUGCUUAUCUUCUAUACAAACAUUCUGGUGAGUCAGACUUUGACAUCUUAAUAAGUGCGGCAACCAGAUCCCGGGAAAAUAUCAUAUUUUUUCUGGAGACAGAUGUCAAGAAAUCAUGCAGCACCAUCUUCUUCGACUGUUACUCAUGGGCAGAUCCACGACUAGUUAUGGAUCUUAUUGUGUCCCUUUCACAGACUCUGGAGGACUUUUUUUCCAAGGAGCCAACGGAUAUCAUUAGACACAAGCUAAUGCUCUUAAGGAAUCUCAUUGGCUUUGUGACAAUGCGAGGUGUUGAGUGUAAGCAAUUGACAGAUCCCUUGAGUCAAGUUGCAAUUGUGGCUGCACGCCUAUUUUCUGUAUGUCAGCUUGACAGAUAUGAUAAACAAGUGGUUAAUCGAAUGAAAUCCGAAAUUUCUCAGCUGAUACAUGAGAAGAUAAAUCCUCUUGAUACUCAAGUCCGAGAAGCAUACAUAGAUGUCCUGACAGCUUCAAAGAAACAAUCAAGAUCAUCAUGUGCUUUAGCCCUUGAGGAGAAUGAGUGUCCAGUUGUAGUUCAAUUUGUUGAGUCUCUCCACCAUUAUCUUAUGGAUCUACUGGGAUACCAUGCCAGUUUUCAGGUUCCAGUUAAGGAUCAUAUUCUAAAACUCCAUCAGGGAAUAAGGUACUUGAGUACCCUUCUCAAGCAAGAGGAGAAACUAGAUGAUGAAAUGAAGGAUCUUCUUGGACUUGCAGUCUGUGAUGCAGGAAUUCUGAUCUUCUCCCUUUCUGUCAAUGAAAUCAAAGAAGGCUUGCCCAGGGAAACAUAUCUUAGGCUGUUUCAUUUGCACAAAGUUCUCAAGUAUAUGAUGGCAGAUCUUGCACACAAUUAUCUGGUAACAUCACCAUAUUCAUCAUUUAGUUAUCGUAGAUCCAAUGAGUUGGGCUGUAUGGAUUUUUUCCUAGAAGAUCUCCAGGAACUAGCAAGGUGUGAUGAGGCUGAUGAUUCAAAUGUUGUCCGAUUGGAUAGAAUCCAACUGGUCCACAAAGAUCUCGUAUUCUUAAGAUCUGUCCUUGAGAAUAUCAAGGAGCAGCGCUUUCAGAAUGGAAAACUCCAAGCUUUCUGGAGUUAUGUUAUGGAGGUUGUAUAUAAGGCAGAGUUAUUGAUUGACUCGACACUUGUUGGUGAUAAAUGUGAAGAUUCUUUGGAUGCUAUUGGUAGAGAUAUCAAUCUUCUGAAGAUUGAAGCCCUGGAGAUCCAUAAUGGUCAAACCCAGAGAGUUAACAAGAAUUCCAUUCUCAUACCGUCACAACUUGCUGCCGCCAUACACAAUGAGGAUCUCGUGGGUCUCGACGACAAGGUGAAAACUAUCAUUGAUCAACUUACGAGAGGAUUAAAGCAGUUGGAUGUUGUUCCCAUUGUGGGUAUGCCUGGGCUUGGUAAGACCACAUUAGCCAAUAAAGUUUAUAUUGCUUCUUCAGUUAGGUCAUAUUUCCAUGUUCGUGGCUGGUGUUGUGUUUCUCAAACAUAUAGCAAGCACAGUUUGUUUGUUCAACUUUUGUGUAGUAUUCAUUCUAAGAGUCCAAACGAAUAUCUUAAGAUGGAUGAAAAUGAUUUGGUUCAGAAGCUAAAGCAAGUUUUGCUGAGAACUAGGUAUCUCCUCAUUUUGGAUGACUUGUGGGAUGUUGAGGCAUGGAAUUUGUUGGAAAACUCAUUGCCGAAUGAUGUCAAUGGAAGCAGGAUUCUUUUCACCAGCAGAUUCCAGGAUUUGUCUUUGCAAUUUAAACCUGGUAGCAAGCCUUACCAUCUCUGCCAACUUACUGAUGAAGAGAGUUGGGCCUUGCUACAAAAAAAGCUAUUUGACAAAGAAGGUUGUCCUCCAAAACUAAGUGAAGUUGGAUAUCAAAUAGCAAAAUUUUGUAGGGGCUUACCCCUCACAGUUGUCCUUGUUGCUGGAAUUCUUGCUACUAUUGCACAAGAUAGCUGGGAAGAAGUUGCAAAAAGUCUAAGUUCUAUUGUCCUUCAUGAUGAAUACUGCAUGAAGACACUUGAGCUGAGUUAUAGUCAUUUACCAGAUUAUUUGAAGCCAUGCCUUCUAUACUUUGCUGCAUUUCAAGAAGAUGAGGUUAUUGAUGUCCGAAGGUUGUUAUGGCUUUGGAUCUCUGAAGGAUUCGUGCAACAGACUGAAGGAAAGAGCUUAGAGGAAGCGGCUUACAACUACUUGAUGGGUUAAAUUAAUAGAAGUUUAGUUGUGGCUAACAAAAAAGGAGCCAUGAAUGGUGCCAAAACCUGCCAACUUCAUGAUUUGGUAUACGAGUUUUGUGUGAAAAAAGCCGAAGAAGAAUGUUUUCUACAUAUUAUUCAUAGUUGGAAAGACCCUUUUGGUCUUACUGGACCAAGCAACCCCCACCGAGUUUGUGUUCAUGAUACCAGGGAAUUGAAGAUUUGGGAGUUAAUGCUACUUUUUCCCAAUUUACGCUGUUUGCUCUUGUUUGGAAAUGAUUAUUUUGGACCUCAAGAGGAGGAUGGGGGGAUUUUGUUUCCUAAACUUCUUAGAGUGUUGGAUUCGGGGGGUUUGAUCAUUGGAAAAUCAUUUCUGAUGGAAGUAGUAUUACUUGUUCACUUGAGAUACCUGGUGCUCAGUGGAAUACGAUCCAUCCCAUCUGCAAUAGACAACCUCUCAAGGUUGAAAACUCUUAUCGUACAAGAGGUGGAUUUUGUUGUUAAGCUGCCGGAUACUAUUUGGAACAUUAAGACGUUGAGUUAUCUACGUACUAUGAAUUUGAGUCCUGGUUUCAUUUUUCCAGAUGGAAAUCUUGAAGUAUCCCCAGAUUUAGAUCAUUUAGAAACUUUAAGCCUUGCAAUUGAUCCCUCCGCCCAAUGCUUGCAAAGGAUACUGAAAAGGUUACCAAGCAUCCGUUGGCUAAAAUGUUGGAGAUCAUCUGGUUUACAAGCAUGUGCCAGAAAUAGGGACAAGAUUCUUGUGUUUAACUGCUUGAAACUAGAAUCACUUCAUUUGGAGAAUUUUCAAAACUAUCGAUUUGAAUUUCCGUUGAAUUUGAAGAAGUUGGUUCUCGAAGGGAAUAGACAGCCAUGGAGUGAAAUUUCAACAAUUGGAAAGUUGCCUCAUCUUGAAGUGCUUAAAUUACUCGAUGACUCCUUUAUUGGGGAAGAAUGGGAAAUGAAAGAAGGGGAGUUCCCUAGCCUCCGCGUCUUGAAAUUGUCAGACUUGGGCAUUCGCAGAUGGACCGCAUCUUCUGGUAAUUUUUCUCAUCUUGAGAAAUUGGUUGUGGACAAUUGUGAUGAGCUGGAAGAGGUCCCUUCUUGUUUAGGGGAAUGUCCGACUCUUGAAACGAUUGAGGUGACAGAUUGUCCUGAGUCUGUUGCAAACUCUGUAAACCAAAUUCGGCAAGAGCAGCUGGAUAUGGGAAAUGCGAUUCUAAAAAUCGUAAUUGAAAAUCCCUCAGAAGAAGAGUCGAAUUCGCAAGAAGCAGAGGAGAUUUCCUCAGAAACAGAGUCCUUUGAUUCGGGUGAGAGUGAAUAAUAUAAAGUGGGAUUCGACUCAUCAGAACAAGUUUCCUUGGAAGAAGAGCCCAUUUCUUCUCACCACACUAGAAAAUGGUGAAGACUGAGAGAUUUCCCUUCCUGUUUAGGUGAAUAUCGUGGGCCUGUUAUAAGUUCUAUGAAGCAAAUUCUACAAUUUCGCAGAAGAAGAGUCAGUUCACUCAGAAGCAGAGUCCUAUGCCAUAAUUAUUCAUGUUUCUCAUAACAGUCUGUUUCAGCAUACGUCUUUUCAGGUUCUUUUCUCAUUCGAGGUUCAAUAUGUUUGUAUCUCAUCAUGCCAAUUUGAUGAAUAUUCUUUGAUGCAGCUGAGAUCGAUGUGAUGCUUAAAUGUUCAAACCAGCAGAGUAAUACAUAUAAUUGUAACC